UGCGGCUCGGCCCCCCCGGAGCCGCUCCUCCCUCGCUGGAGCCGGCUGACGUAUUCGGGCACCGUGAGGCGGUCUGAGCUGAACAUGACGCGCAAACGUCCGAAGAGCUUCCGCAGGAACAAGAAAGAAUGCUGCAAAUUUGGCAAAAGCAAACACCGGAAGUGGGGUGACUGACACGUGCUUCCAAUGAUUGGGAACAUACGGUCCGUCGUCUCCGUCUCAUUCUGCCGCUCGCAGAGGAAACAUGAGGCUGCGGGUCGUGCUGGUCCUUGGGCUCGUCGCUCAGAGCUUUGCCGCGGACGAGUCAUGCAUGGGUCGCUGCGAGAACGGUUUCGACUCCGAGAAGAAGUGCCAGUGCGACACCAUGUGCAAGUACUACAAGAGCUGCUGCGUCGACUUUGAGGCCACUUGUGGCAUGAUGACUCGCGGGGACACAUUCGAUUUCGCGGAAGAUGAUGAUGAUUAUCUUGAAAGCACCACGGCAUUCGCACGUGUGCCGCCCUCCACCCGUCCCACUCUGCUGCCCGUUUCCGACUUUGCCCACAGACCGCAACGGCGACCAGAAGCCACAUUCCAAAUGAAUAAACCUCCGGCGGGAUUUCCGAGAGUCACCGCGGCACCGUCAACGAAGCCCCCCAAUAGCAGCACAGCCAGUGUUACGUUGGCUCAGACGACCACACCUCCGACGACGGCUGCGACCACGCCUGCAACUACUGCAACCCCUGACCCUGACGCCGAGGUGUGCAGCGGAAGGCCCUUUGACUCCUUCAUGCAGUUGAAGAACGGCUCCAUCUUUGCCUUCCGGGGCGAGUAUUUUUUUGAGCUGGACCAGAAGACUGUACUUCCCGGCUACCCGAAGCUAAUCAAGGACGUGUGGGGCAUCAGGGGGCCCAUCGAUGCCGCUUUCACGAGAGUCAACUGCCACGGGAAGACUUACAUGUUUCAGGGGAGCAAGUACUGGAGGUUUGACAACGGGGUGCUGGAUGAAGACUACCCUCGGGAUAUCAGCGUGGGCUUUAAUAAUAUUCCAGAUCACGUGGACGCUGCCUUCGCCCUCCCUGCUCACAGCUACAACAGCAGGGAGAAGGUGUAUUUCUUCAAAGCCGAACGGUACUACGUGUACGAGUUUUUGCACCAGCCAUCCCACGAGGAGUGUGUCACCAUAUCUGAGAGGUCUCCAUCCACGCUGUUCAGACGCUACACGAAUAUGUACUCCAGCAGCUAUGACAGAUUUUUCAGCGAUCUCUUCUCAGAGGUGCCCCAGCACCAUAGUCAUCACCACUUCAUUGACAAAGACUGGGAGGGUCUCAAGUCACCGGUGGACGCUGUCAUGGCUGGCCGAAUCUACGUCCCUCCGCGCCGCAACCGGCCGGACCAAACAUGGGGCCGGUACCAGCAGCACCAGCAAUACGGGCAGCAGUACGGACAACAGUACGGUCGGCAGUGGAGUCGGAGGAGGCAGAACCGCUCGCCCUUCUGGGAAGCCAUAGCCGAGAGGGGCAUGGGCAUGGGGCAGCAGUUUGCAGAGAGGGGGAUGGACCUGGGCCUGAGGCUGGCUGAGAAGAGGAUGGAGAUGGAGGAGAGGAUGGGACGAGACUGGAGCAGACGUUGGGAUCGGGACUGGGACCGGGACGGGACGGGACGAGACUGGAGCAGACGGUGGGAUCAGGACUGGGACCAGGACAGGCGCAGAGACGGCUACAGGCGGAACAAUCGAGGAAACUACGACUCCAGAGACAGAAAUGACGGGGCCUACUGGAGGAGUAUGCCUGUACAGAGUAUCUACUUCUUCAGAGGAGAUAAAUACUACAGAGUGGACCUCAGCACCAAGAGAGUGGACCCGGCCGUACCUCCCUAUCCCAGAUCCAUUGCCAAGUACUGGCUCGGCUGCUCGGACACAUCAGGGGCUGAGAAGAAGUAACUUGAAUGUUUAUUUUGUAAUUUUUUGGGUAGAAAUUGGCAAAAGAUAUGAGCGAGAUGGGAUCAGCGUAACUCGUAAAUAGCUAGCUCGUCAGCUUGAGCAAAUAUUGCAGAUGAUCCAAAGUCCAAAUUCUUGCUGACCCACUUCGUUAACUGCGAUUAGGUGGUAAUGCAAUACAAAGGCAACAUUUUAAACCUGUGGAGUGGACCUGAGUGGUGAGUGUAAGCAGUGGUCACAGGAUGACGAUUUUACAGUUUAAUUGUACACAUAACACAUCUUUAUUUUACCUUUGUAACUCUCAUCUAUCAUUUUUCAUAGUGCUGUAUCGUGUAAUUGUCGUGUUUGUUUCUUUGCUGUGGGGAAACUCAUUUGUUUCUCUUUCCUACUAGUGAGAUGUAAAUGUAACUCCGAAUGGACAUGACAAAUAUGGUUCAUCGGCCCAAAAAAAAAAAGACAAAGUAUCAAAUCUGCAAUGGUGUAGAUUUAAUCUUCAGACGUGUGAUUUGACCCACUGGAAAAAAAAAAAAAAAAAAAAAUAGCCGGGGGGUCUGUGGGCUACAAGCACCAAUGUUAACGUGCAAGUUUUAUAAAUCGUAUCAUGAAUGAAAUAUAUAUAGUCCAUCUAUAAAUAAAUGCUAUUCUGUUUUCAAAAUGUACAUGUGUAUUAUUUAGGUGCAUACCUUUACCCCCCAAAAAUUAUAAAUUCACAUUCAAAUUCAACUAACUACUAAAUUGAAUUCAGAUUUGCCUCAUGGCAUGCAAGCGUGCUUUUCAUCGCGUGUAUAAUCUUAUCCAUUCAAAAACGUUUUCAUUUUUCAUUUCUCGUUUUGGUCAAUGAUUGAAACGCAUGAAUUUGACAAGAAUUAUGAACAUCAAGUAAAUAAUACAGACAUUUUACAAGUAAUUGCUUCUGAACUCUCACCGUCUGCAAGCGACGUUGGUUGUUGGCCUUGGGUUGACAUCAGAAUGUACCAACUAUGGAAAAGUUCGUUUUCGUUGCUUCCAGUCAUUUGACGCAUUUUUGUCGUUUUGCGUGAACUUCCAAUGCCUUGAAACCUCUUGAUCCAUAGUCAAUAUUAUCCUGACCGCAUGUGCGCAAUGCUUUACCAGGACGAUCGAUUUUGCGAACGAAGUCGCUUAACAGAGUGGCAACUUCCUUCUUUCCAACGGUAUCGCCGAGUUCUCGUUCCAUCUAAUCACAUCAGAACCUAUUUUUGACAUUAUCUAUCAAUUUCUUUCACUCGAGGCGCGUCUUUCCUCUCGAGCGCCGCCAUCGUGUUGACUUGAAAAUGGCCCCAUGAACCGCCUCAUAUACAACAACCGUUUUCAUUGGUCAGGAGGAACACAUUCGACCAAUCAACAGACGUGUAUCUAAACGUCCACCUCGUUUGCAAAAGUCGGACCGGAAUUUGAGUGUGGAUUCUGGCACGGGUUAUGGUCGGAAUAUUCCAGAAAAACGGAAAAUAUAUAUUUUUUUAAUCAAUGCAAUUAAAAAAGACGGAAUUCCACCUGUCUGAAUUAUGCAUCAAUAACUGCAUGAAUAAAUUGAGGGUUGCUUUAUUGAAGGCCUCAACCCUUCAACUAUUUUUACAAUCUUAACAUUGUUUACUUAGAAUGAAUUCAAAACUAAAAUUAAAAAUUAAAAAAAAAAAUCAUUUGCAACUCAUGUAUUUCAAUCUCUUUCUCCCUUCACGUAAGCACCACAAUACAAUGACCAAAACUGUAAAUGUCAUUACAAAAAUUCUACACAAAUACAUACGUCUGACAAAAACAAUUGUCAGAAACAAUAUUACAAAUGUUACACCUGAUGUGGUGUAUGUUAUGGUAGUUUAUUUUGGAGAUAUUAUGUAUAUAGAGU
Messenger RNA from Syngnathoides biaculeatus (alligator pipefish), 3779 nucleotides. RefSeq names its product vitronectin a (gene vtna). Gene Ontology annotation, molecular function: extracellular matrix binding; polysaccharide binding; scavenger receptor activity. NCBI's taxonomy places the organism in Eukaryota, Metazoa, Chordata, Actinopteri, Syngnathiformes, Syngnathidae. Gene Ontology annotation, biological process: immune response; cell adhesion mediated by integrin; cell-matrix adhesion. The coding region runs from base 245 to 1921 and encodes 558 amino acids. The transcript has 9 exons. The record is from RefSeq and is a predicted model, not a curated record.